Messenger RNA from Glycine soja, 1701 nucleotides. Its product is annotated as probable protein phosphatase 2C 5. Gene Ontology annotation, biological process: protein dephosphorylation. The transcript is spliced from 7 exons. The record is from RefSeq and is a predicted model, not a curated record. The coding region runs from base 1 to 1290 and encodes 429 amino acids. NCBI's taxonomy places the organism in Eukaryota, Viridiplantae, Streptophyta, Magnoliopsida, Fabales, Fabaceae. Gene Ontology annotation, molecular function: protein serine/threonine phosphatase activity.
AUGAGUAGGAUAGAACUAUCGAGGGCGAAGUCAGCGCCGGUUCCAUUGGGGACUCUGAUUGGUCGUGAGCUUCGAAAUGGAAAAGUUGAAAAACCUUUUGUGAAGUAUGGACAAGCUGGAUUGGCCAAGAAAGGAGAAGAUUACUUUCUGAUCAAGACAGAUUGCCUCAGGGUUCCCGGGGAUGCAUCAACGGCGUUUUCUGUCUUUGCGGUCUUUGAUGGGCAUAACGGUAUAUCAGCUGCUAUUUUUGCGAAGGAAAACUUGCUAAGUAAUGUUUUGAGUGCAAUACCUCAAGAUAUUAGCAGGGAUGCUUGGCUUCAGGCUCUUCCUCGUGCUCUGGUUGUUGGUUUUGUGAAGACUGACAUAGAGUUUCAGCAAAAGGGGGAAACUUCUGGAACAACAGCUACAUUUGUUUUGGUUGAUGGAUGGACUAUCACUGUUGCAUCUGUGGGAGAUUCCCGCUGCAUAUUAGAUACUCAGGGAGGUGUUGUUUCUCUCUUGACAGUUGAUCACAGGCUGGAAGAGAAUGCAGAAGAGAGGGAGCGCGUUACUGCCAGCGGUGGUGAAGUAGGAAGACUCAAUGUAUUUGGAGGCAAUGAGGUUGGGCCUCUUCGCUGCUGGCCAGGUGGAUUGUGCCUAUCUAGAUCUAUAGGUGACACAGACGUGGGAGAAUUUAUUGUGCCAAUACCACAUGUUAAGCAAGUGAAGCUUUCAAAUGCUGGUGGAAGGCUUAUUAUAGCUUCUGAUGGUAUUUGGGAUGCUUUAUCAUCUGAUAUGGCUGCUAAGUCUUGUCGGGGUCUACCUGCAGAGCUUGCUGCAAAACUAGUGGUUAAGGAAGCUCUAAGGUCAAGAGGCCUCAAGGAUGAUACAACUUGCCUUGUUGUAGAUAUUAUUCCUUCGGACCUCCCUGUAUUACCACCAAUUCCAAGAAAGAAACAUAAUAUGCUAACUUCGCUUCUAUUUUUUGGAAAGAAAUCUGAGAACUCUAUGAACAAAGCUACCAAUAAGCUUUCUGCAGUUGGUGUUGUGGAGGAGUUAUUUGAAGAGGGUUCUGCAAUGCUUACAGAAAGGCUAGGUAAGGAUUUCCCGCUUAACAAGAAUUCUGGUAUUUUCCGUUGUGCGGUUUGCCAAAUGGACCAACCCCCUGGUGAUGGUUUAUCAAUGAACUCUGGGCCUUUUUUCUCUCCUGCAUCUAAUCCAUGGGAAGGCCCAUUCCUCUGCACAAACUGUUGGAAGAAGAAGGAUGCCAUGGAAGGAAAAAAGCCUAGCAGACCCACCGUUACAGCAUAAUGAUUAUCUAGUAUUACAGUAGUAGCAUAGUAAAUAUUAGUAUAAUUUUUCCCUGGCAGUGUGAGCAUGCUUGACUUUACAUUUUCGGUGGUUAUUGCCAUAGAUGUGUAAGAAAUGAGGUUGAGAAUUGAGAUAGGGCUAGUAGGUGUUUUGGAGGUUGCUGCAAGUUUGAUUCUGGCUUGUGCUCAGCUGUUGGAAGUUGGACUGACUGACAGAACAAACAAGAAAGUUGUGUCUGGUAGAAAAAAAUUCUAGUGAAAUCUGCUAACGGCUUGUAUUUGUAAGUAAACUGAAGCUUUUGUGGCUGCCUCUGUUUUGAGAGUGCUUCAAUGCUACACAGCCCAAAUGCAUCUGUAUCUUUUAAACUUAUGUUAUACAAAUACAACUACAUGUCUCGAAUGUCUCUGUGAA